AUGCUUAUUUACAUUUUGUACCAUCAAUUGAAAGCGUCAGGUGAAAAUGGAUCGGGUGUUUAUUUAUUAACUAAUUCCAUUGUAAGUUUAUUGACACUACUAUACGCAUUAUUUUUUCGAAUUAGUCAUGUACGACAAUCAAGAACAAAUCAAAUUGAAAUAAAACUAAAUCGUGUACUAUGUAAAUCAUUACCCUAUAUAUUAAAUGCAUUAUCACGUACUAGUCCAUGGCUAUUAGCAUAUGUCGCUGGUGAACGUGCUCUAGUAGCAUUAUUUAUCACAAAUAAAUAUAUUAACAAAAUAAAAUCGCCAUUAAGCGCUUGUAUAUUUUCUCUAUUAUUAAUUGUAUGUACAUGUGCCACUUCGUCACCAUUAAUUACACAACAUGAUAUAAUAAUAGAUCCAUCCGAUGAUAAUUCCGUAUGGUGUGUUCAAACACAUCGAUUUGAUUCAUAUGAAAUACUUUUAUCAUUUUUUGUUUAUAUUGGUCCAUUUAUUAUCAAUUGUGUUUGUGCAAUAGUAAUUAUAAUACAAAUUACACGAAUCAAAGCAAAUGUAAGACUUAUGAAACGUUCAACAAUGCUAAUUUAUCAAUUAAAACAACGUCAAGAAUUAAUUAUUAGCCCAUUUGUUUGUUUACUAUGCGAAUUACCCCAAGUUUUCAUUGUACUAUUUGUUAAUUCUUGUCAACAAUAUCAACAAAAUGUAUUUCGCUAUGGUCUAUUAACCAUCUAUUAUAUUUCAUAUUUUCCACAAGCAAUAUCAUUUCCUUUCUAUGUUAUUAUGUCACCAUUAUUUAAAAGAGAAUUUUCCAAAACAAACAUUGGCAAACAUUUAAUCUCAAAAAAUACAACAACACUUUCAGCAUCCUCGCAUCCAAAAUCAUCUAAACGUACCGAAACAAAGAAACAAAAUGAUCAAAUUAAGACAAAAAACAUUUUGACACAUAAAAGCAAGAACGAAAAGUGCAGGAAAGAAGGGAUACAUCCAUUCCUUAAAAGAUUUUCUUUUAUCACCAUUAAAAGACGUUAA
Molecule: messenger RNA, 1032 nt
Organism: Didymodactylos carnosus
Lineage: Eukaryota; Metazoa; Rotifera; Eurotatoria; Philodinida; Philodinidae
Source: the annotation of a GenBank genome assembly